GGACAUGCCCGACUCAACCCUCUGGGGCAGCCCGAGCUGCCAGCAGCCCGCCGCCGCGCGCCCGCCGCGCCGCGCGGGACCUCUUCGGCUCGCGCCGCGCCGACGACCUCGGCGAGCGCGGCGCGCGGGCGCCGACGGGCCCGCGCGCCGCGGAGAAGCGGGGGCCACGCCCCCCCCCGCGGAGAAGCGGGGGCCCGCGCGGCGGAGCGCCGGUGGGGCGCGCGGCCGCGCGGGCGGCGGGGCCCCAAAAAGCCAGAGCGCGGAGCCCGCCCGCGCGCCGCGAGCGUCGAGGCGAGGAUCCCGAGGAGGAGAGGAGGAGGAGGAGAUGGAGGAGGAGGAGGAGGAGGAGGAGGACGAGGAUCACAUCGGGCGAGGAUCAGUCCACGGGGACCUCCGGCCGCAGCGGCCGCGGCGCCCUCGACCGAGCUCCAGCACCAUUGGGCCCAAACCUCGGGCGUCCUGCGGAGUGCGCGGCGCGGCGGCGCGGCGGCGGCGCGACGCGACGCCGGGGCGAACAUUCGGCGGCGCGACCAGGGCGGUGGGGGAAGCGAGAGGGGGCAGGCCUUCUUAGAAUUAGAGGCCGCCGCCCAAGCUG
This is a messenger RNA of Prorocentrum cordatum, 595 nucleotides long. NCBI's taxonomy places the organism in Eukaryota, Dinophyceae, Prorocentrales, Prorocentraceae. The record is from the annotation of a GenBank genome assembly.